CACCUUUAAUCUAUCGACAAGGACGAUCACUUCAGCUGUCAUAGCCUUCCUUCAUAUACAGUUUACAAUAUGAGAUACUCUUCCCUAGCAGUUACUGUUGCCGGUGCCGGUCUAGCAACCGCGCACACGAUAUUCGUGCAACUCGAGGCCGAUAGUGUGACGAAUCCAGUCUCAUACGGCAUCAGAACCCCAACCUAUGACGGACCUAUCACCGAUGUGACGACCAACGAUGUCGCUUGCAACGGCGGACCCAACCCGACUACGCCGUCCGACAAGAUCAUCAACGUCAAAGCCGGCUCCACAGUCAAUGCGAUUUGGAGACAUACCCUGACUUCCGGACCAAACGAUGUUAUGGACGCCAGCCAUCUUGGCCCAACACUAGCCUAUCUCAAGAAGGUCGACAACGCAGCGACCGACGUGGGAUACGGUAACGGCUGGUUCAAGAUCCAGGAAGAUGGUUACACUAACGGAGUCUGGGGUACCUCCAACGUUAUCAAUAACCAAGGAAAGCAUCCGAUCACGAUCCCCGACUGUCUGCCGGAUGGCCAAUACCUUCUGCGCGCGGAGAUGAUCGCAUUACACGGCGCCAGCUCUGCCAACGGAGCGCAACUUUAUAUGGAAUGCGCACAAAUCAACAUCUCCGGAGGCUCGGCGACGAAAACGCCCACGACUUACAGCCUUCCAGGUAUUUACAAGCAGAAUGACCCCGGUAUUCUCAUCAACAUCUACUCCAUGAGCAAGGAUAGCCAAUACGUUAUCCCCGGCCCCGACCCAUUCACCUGCGCAGCGAGUUCCAGCGCCGGCUCCCAAACCGCGGUGAAGUCUUCCACGACACUAGUAACCUCCGCCAAGACCUCAGCGGCCGCUACAUCGCCCACCGCACCCUCGGCCUGCAGCGGGGCUCAAUUCGAGCAAUGCGGGGGGUCCGGGUUCACGGGAUGCACGUCGUGUGCUAGCGGGUUCACAUGCACGAAACAGAACGAGUAUUAUUCGCAGUGUGCGUGAAUUAUAGGUGCAGGAAGUUAAUAUUCAUACCUACCUAUUGCUUUAAUGCGAUCAUUGCUCUUUACUCGUCAUCGCUAG
Molecule: messenger RNA, 1083 nt
Organism: Annulohypoxylon maeteangense
Lineage: Eukaryota; Fungi; Ascomycota; Sordariomycetes; Xylariales; Hypoxylaceae
Product: carbohydrate-binding module family 1 protein
Exons: 5
Coding region: 70-1005 (311 amino acids)
Biological process (GO): carbohydrate metabolic process
Cellular component (GO): extracellular region
Molecular function (GO): cellulose binding
Source: RefSeq, a predicted model, not a curated record